This is a messenger RNA of Morchella sextelata, 1632 nucleotides long. RefSeq lists its product as uncharacterized. Gene Ontology annotation, cellular component: precatalytic spliceosome. Bases 1 to 1632 code for a protein of 543 amino acids. The record is from RefSeq and is a predicted model, not a curated record. Gene Ontology annotation, molecular function: RNA binding. Gene Ontology annotation, biological process: mRNA cis splicing, via spliceosome. The transcript is spliced from 3 exons. NCBI's taxonomy places the organism in Eukaryota, Fungi, Ascomycota, Pezizomycetes, Pezizales, Morchellaceae.
AUGCCAGACCCUCCGCCAGCUCGCUCAGGGCUAUACGCAAACCUCCUCGAGCCCGCAAACACGGCUUCAAUCUCCCGUGCGCCAGUUGUGUUUGCUGCUGCGGGCGCCAACAGCUCGAAGGAUGGAGAUUCUGCAGCAGGAGCAGCAGCUGGGAUGGGAGUAGGUGGUGCGGGAACUGGGGGAUCGGGGCAGAAGAAGUUGAACGCUGCAUCCCUCCGCUUCCAACCAACAAUCACAAAACGCCCACAACCCACAAAACCCACGAAGCCCAAAAUCUCCAUGAAACCCAUCACCGGUGCCCUCAGCAGCACUUCUACCACCAAUAACACCGCCACAAACAACGCCGACCCCACCCCCUCUGCCGCCCCGCGCCCCAUCACAAAAACCACCCUCGAGGACUGGACCGGCGAUGACGAUGUCAACGGCUUCUACGCCAGCUCCUCCAAGCAACACCACCGCAGCAGCAAUACCACAAGCAGCAGCAAAAAGCGCCGCAAAAAGGCGCGCGACACCCCACCGCCGCCCACAAACUGGGACGACGUCUACGACCCCAGCCGGCCCAACAGCUACGAGGAGUACCGUGAGGGCGACGAGAAGGUCAGGGAGAUGCAGGACUGGCGCGAGAGGGUCUAUGGCCGCCGCCACCGCCAGAGGGACGACAGCUGGGGCGGGGACAGUGACGAGGAGGACGGGGGGAGGGACGGCGCGUAUAAGGCGGCGGCGGCAGGGAGGUUUGCGCCGCCGAAGGGGUACUCGUUUGCGCCGCCGCCGUCGCUGGGUGGUAGCGGGGUAGUAAGGUCACAGCCGACGCCUCCACCGCCGCCCCCGCCAGCGGAGGUGCCGGAUGAUGCGUCAGGAGAGGAUGCAUAUGCGCGUCGUAUCCGCAUGUCGCAGAUGGGACAAGCCGGGUACAGUGCUGCUGCUGCUACCGCAACACCGACUCCCCCUCCACCAGCACCAUCAUUCCACCCCCCGCCUCCCCCUCCACCUCCACCACCGCCCCCAGUACAACCAGAAGCAACAAUCUCCCGCGCCCCCGUCCUCUACAACAACUCCGCCCCCGCCCCCGCCCCUCCCACCUCUCCCCCACCAGCACGCUCCACCUCUUCACCACCACCCCAACCCCCGGCCGAAGACGACCGCUCCACCCUCCCUGGCCAAGCCGGCUUCGCCCAGCGCCUCAUGUCCAAAUACGGCUGGAAAUCGGGCACUGGGCUCGGCGCCGACUCCAGCGGUAUCGUGCAACCACUGCGCAUGGUCGCCGCCUCAAAGUCUAAAGAUCUCGCCGGCCGCGGCAAGAUCAUUGACCGUAACAAGCGCGCGAACCCCGACGAGGGGAAGAUCAGUGAGGUGGUGGUGCUGGAGAGCAUGGUGGACGGGCUUCAGGACGAGGAUGAGGCCGUGCUGGUGCAGGAGAUUGGUGAGGAGUGUGAGGGGAAGUAUGGUAAGGUGGAGAGAGUGCUCGUGCACUGGAGGGAGGGGCGCACGAAGAGUAGGGUAUUUGUGGUGUUUACCAGUCAGUUGAGCGCGUUAAGGGCAGUACAAGCGCUCGAGGGACGGCUAUUUAAUGGAAAUACCAUCGGCGCUAAGUAUUUCGAUAGGGAUAGGUUUGAGAAUCGGGACUUCGACUAG